This is a messenger RNA of Dujonia railenensis, 1095 nucleotides long. The record is from the annotation of a GenBank genome assembly. NCBI's taxonomy places the organism in Eukaryota, Fungi, Ascomycota, Pichiomycetes, Serinales, Debaryomycetaceae.
AUGUCUAUCGUUCUUAUUGGUGCUAACUAUGCCGGUGCUGUUGCCCUUGAGACCAUCUUCAAGGAAAUUAAGGCUACAGGUAAGGAAACUGAGUAUUCCGUUACUGUUGUUUCAAAAUCCACUCACUUCUACGCUAAUCCAUCUUCACCACGUUUAUUUGUAGAGCCAGAACACUUAGAAAAAGUCUUUUUCUCCGUUGAAGAGUACUUAAAGAAGCAUUCGAAUGGAACCAAAUAUGAGUUCAUUCACGCUUCAGUUGACAAGGCCAAUUUCAGCUCCAAGACAUUAGAAUUAUCUGGAGGGAAGAAGUUGAAGUACGAUUACUUAGUCGUUGCAUCUGGUUCUCGUGCUGACAAUCCAGCUUUCAAGUUAGACGGUGACUAUGUUGAAUCUAGAAAUGCUGUUAAACAGUUAAACAAGACAAUUAAAGAUUCAGGAAGCAUCGCCAUUUUAGGAGGUGGGGCCACUGGAGUUGAAACAGCUGCAGAAAUUGCAUACACCUACCCCAAGAAAAAUGUUACCUUAUUCACGGGUACAACUGGUCCUUUGGCUGGGAUUGGUAAGUCAGCCCCUGCCACUUCAAAGUUAGAGGACCUUGGAGUUAAAAUUGUUAACAACAAGAAGUUUAGCUCGAUAGAUACCUCUGAAACUGGUGCUUCUAAUAUUUCAUUUGACGAUGGUUCGACUGAAAAAUUCGACCUCUAUAUUCCAUCCUAUGGAUUAUAUCCUAAUUCAUCGUUCAUCGAUUCUAAAUAUUUAAACGACUCAGGAUAUCUCGUCGUCAAUGAAAACUUAGUCGUCGAGGGUCACCCUGAAGUUAUUGGCUUUGGAGAUAUUGCAUCCAUUACUGAGAAGACCGUUGUUGAUAUCAAACUUCUGCAAACUAAACCAUUCACUCAAACAGUCAAAAAGAAUAUCUUCAAUCAAGAUGUUAGCUUACUUGCCUAUGCGAGAGGAAAAACGACAACUCUUAUUCCAAUCUCCAAGAAGGGAGGUAUUGGGUUGAUGUUUGGCUGGAGUGUCCCUAACUUCCUUGUUAAACUGUUGAAAGCUAAAGAUUUUAUGAUUCCAAAAGCUGGUGAUCAUUUUUCUUAA